Messenger RNA from Cokeromyces recurvatus, 501 nucleotides. RefSeq lists its product as uncharacterized. NCBI's taxonomy places the organism in Eukaryota, Fungi, Mucoromycota, Mucoromycetes, Mucorales, Mucoraceae. The record is from RefSeq and is a predicted model, not a curated record. Bases 47 to 265 code for a protein of 72 amino acids. The transcript has a single exon.
CUUCAUCCUAAUCAUAAAGUUUCAAAAGGAUAUCAAUGAAGAGUACAUGAGCCGUGUAUUAAAAUAUUCUGCUUCGGUAUAUGAAAGUUAUAAAAAACAUCUGGUUGUUUUAAUAGUUGAUGUCUUCAGCGUACCCGCGUCAAUAAAUAACAUAUUAGCUCCAGUCGUAAGCCAUUCAUUCCAUAAAGAAAUCUCCAGUCUGUUUUUUGGCAAAGCGUUGUCUUUUAAUAUUAUUAACAAUGUUGUCAACAAUUCAAUCAACUGAACAACUAGAUUCCUUAGCGAUUAUUGGUUUAUUUUUGUGUUUAUAAAAACUUCUUAUAACACAUCUUGUUAGUAGUACUCAAGAGAUAACAAUGAAACUUCUAUACAAGAUAGCUGUGAGCAGCGUUCAACAAUUAAUUGAUAAAGAAGAUGUGUAUUAUGAUUGUCUUUAUAACUAAGUUAAUAGAAAUAAACCAUUAUUUAUUACAUAAAUAAAACUAGUGUAUUGUACUUUAC